Molecule: messenger RNA, 1041 nt
Organism: Dictyostelium discoideum AX4
Lineage: Eukaryota; Evosea; Eumycetozoa; Dictyosteliales; Dictyosteliaceae
Exons: 2
Coding region: 1-1041 (346 amino acids)
Source: RefSeq, a predicted model, not a curated record
AUGAAUUUAGAAAAUUAUAAUGAUAAAUUAUUUUUUUCAAUUUGGAGAAAUAUAGUUUUAAGAAAAGUUAUAAUCAAUGAAUUGAAAUUAUUUAGUAUAUUUAGAAAAGUUAAUUUCAAAAUAAAUACAAAUGAAGAAUAUCAAUAUUGGUUAGAUUAUAAAUAUAAAAUUUAUUUGAAAAGGGUCAGGUUCUUUAUUAGUUUUCAAGGUCUUAGAAUUUUUGAUCUUCAAAGAUUGAUAUUGACAUUAUUAUCAUUACCAGAGAAUAUUGAUACAGUUGAAAUUGAAACAAAUUCAAUAAUACCUAUAUGUAAUAUAUUUAAUCCUGGCUUCAUACCUCGUUCAGUAACAUCACUAGAAUUAAUUGGUUCAUUUAGUUCACCAUUUUCAAAAAAUUCAAUUCAUUCAAAUUUAAAAUCUUUAAUUCUAAAUGAUCAAUUAUCUUUAAAACUAUACCAUUUAUUGAAUAUAGGUAAAGUAUUUCUACCAAAAAGUUUAACAAGUUUAACAUUUGGUGAUUCAUUUAAUACAGAGAUUGGUGAAGGUUGUUUACCAUCGUCAAUCACUUAUUUAGAAUUUGGAUACCAUUUUAAUUGUGAAAUUGGGAAGAAUGUAUUACCAAAGAGAUUAAAAAUAUUAAAAUUUGGUGAACUAUUCAAUAAAUCUUUAAGUACAAGACAAUGUUUUUAUAAUAGAAAUAAAUUGAAGAAACUUUAUCUUGGUAGAGAAUAUCAAGGUGAGUUUAUCGAAUUUACAUUCCCAAAAUCAUUAAAAGAGUUGGUAUUUUCAAUUGGCUGUAAAUUCAAUCACCCAUUGGAAGUUGGUGUGUUACCUCCAUCGUUAAAGACUUUAAUUAUUGGUGAGCGAUAUUUUAAAUCGGAAAUUGAGUCUUUGCCAAUAUCUUUAAAAUAUUUAUCAAUAAAUUGUAGUCAAUCAAUUGAGAAUGUAUCACCAUUUUUAAAGAAUCUUAAAAAAUUAGAAUUAACAUCAUUUUUAGUGCCUUUGGUUAGAAGGAUAUUGAAUGAUACUGAUUUUCAUUAA